Messenger RNA from Paramecium octaurelia, 572 nucleotides. NCBI's taxonomy places the organism in Eukaryota, Ciliophora, Oligohymenophorea, Peniculida, Parameciidae. The record is from the annotation of a GenBank genome assembly.
CCUACAUCGUUAUGAUGGAUCCUGCUGAAAAGAGAAUGAAAGACAUAAAAGAAGCAUUCGAUUAGUUUGAUACCGAUAACAAGGGCACUGUAUCAACAAAGGAAUUAGGUACCAUGCAUCACAAGUUACCUUUUCUAGCUAACAUUUUGAAAUAUUUGGGUCAAGACCCUACAGAUGAGGAGUUGGACAAUUACAUGAGAGAUUUGGAUCCUGAAUCUACAGGCACUAUCGAUUUCAUGAAAAUGAUGAAAAUAUUAACUAAAGCAGUCAAAGAUGAUGAUACAAUUGAUGAGUUAAUGGCUGUACAUAAAUUUAUAUAUAUAUGAACCUAGUCAUUUCGUGUUUUUGAUUUGGAUAAUACUGGAACCAUCCAAACAGCUGAAAUGAGAUACAUUUUAAUGGAAAUGGGAGAAAAGAUGACUGCUUAAGAUGUUAAGGAUAUUUUAAAGGAGAUGGAUCCUGAUGACAGUGGAAUGUGUAAAUAUGUGGAUUAUGUUAAAAAAAAGUAUGAGGACUUAUAAGUGGCUAAGGCUAAGGCUGCCAAACUUAAAGCCAAAAAAAAGAAGAAAUGA